This is a messenger RNA of Colletes gigas, 1462 nucleotides long. It is a transcript of the gene BORCS5, whose product is annotated as BLOC-1-related complex subunit 5. Gene Ontology annotation, cellular component: cytoplasmic side of lysosomal membrane; BORC complex; synaptic vesicle membrane. Bases 280 to 1089 code for a protein of 269 amino acids. Gene Ontology annotation, biological process: positive regulation of anterograde synaptic vesicle transport; organelle transport along microtubule; lysosome localization. The record is from RefSeq and is a predicted model, not a curated record. Lineage: Eukaryota; Metazoa; Arthropoda; Insecta; Hymenoptera; Colletidae. The transcript has 2 exons.
UAGAAAUGAAGGAACCGUCAGUUAAGACGUUCUGCACAAAGAGGCAACAUCAGUUUGCCUUGAAUCUAACAUGACGGUUAUUGUCACGACUAUAUUUAUUGUAAAACAGUCGUAGAAUUAAUCAUAGAAUUGUACGAAAUUUUUCGAUGGUGUUAAUAUUUCUCGUUGUAACACAAAUUGGAUUGUCUGUAUUUCCGAUAGAGUUAAAUUUGUGUAUAUAUUUUAUGUAAUUCUUGCGGAGAAGGUACCAGAAUUUUCGAAAAAAAAAAAAUUAACAAAAUGGGUUCGGAACAAAGUUCACAGGGUGGUACGCAAAAUGCAAAUGCCAGUAGGACAAGAAUGAUGCCAUUACGGCGUGGCAAAAGUGUACCAAAUCGGGAAAGAGUACCAGAGGAUACGCCGCCAAGAUGCACGAGUCCUGGUGCUAGCAUUUGUUCGGACUCUGAUCUACCUUAUAUAUCGUAUACGGUAAAUAGACCAAUCGGCGAUUCACCGAAAAUGACUAAUAAACAAUCACAAUUAUACAGAGGCAAAAGUUUGGGUGCACAAGAUAUAUCUAGACGUAAAAAUAGCUUAAAUACUAGCAGUCAUAGAAAAACUACCUCUGAUAAAAUUCACAAUAUAGUGGUAGUAAAACCGGCUGCUGCUGAUCCGACGACCGAUAAAGAUCCUGAUUUGGUUAAACUUCAAAGCAUUCCAAUGUUUUUACCUAUCAUGCGUGGUACUCUCAAUUUACCACCAGGGGUGAGGGAUCCGGAAGUCCUGGAAAGAUUAGAUCCAAUCGGUUUGUUCAAUUUAUGCGCGCGCUAUCAGCAUCACCUCAAUACCAAUGCUCAAAUGAUUGCUGGGGAACAAGCUGCACUCUGUAUCAAUAUUGAACCAGAAGUUACAAAGAUCCUUAAUUUGGCGUUGGAAAGGCAAAAGAAAUUUGCCAGAUUUGCAGAACAACUGAACAAAGUACACGAGCUUAGUAAACAGCUGACUAAAUGUCAUUCACUUCUUAAUAAAACUUUGGAGAGUCUAGAAACACUAAAUAAUCUUUUACCUAUAGAAGAGAGGUUGGAACCGUUUGUAUGGACUACAGGAUAGAAUUUAACAUCAAAGGUAUCAAACGAAUAGCUUUAAAAACUAAAUUAUGUCUAAAGUAUAUUGCACUUGUGCUAAAAAUUUGAAUGAACUUGAUACAAAAACUGUUAAAAUUUUUCUUUCCUUUUAUUGUUUGUACCAAGUUUCUACUAUUAAUCUCUAUCCAAAGACAUCUAGUAGUACAUAUUUAUAUUGCACAGAAAAUUCUGUACUAUAUAUUUAUUUUCGUGUUAACUCUAUAAUUAUACGGUAAAAAAAAAAGUGAUGUUUAGUUUCAAAAAUGCAUACAAUUUCCUAUGACGAAAAUCUUGUACAUUUUAUUAAAUAAAAAUAUUCAACUUCACAAUUACAAGACAAUAAUUUUUAACAUCCGCGU